Molecule: messenger RNA, 870 nt
Organism: Amaranthus tricolor (Joseph's coat)
Lineage: Eukaryota; Viridiplantae; Streptophyta; Magnoliopsida; Caryophyllales; Amaranthaceae
Exons: 2
Coding region: 8-448 (146 amino acids)
Source: RefSeq, a predicted model, not a curated record
CAUAUAAAUGGAAGGUUUAAUAAACUCAUGUUGUGUUAUUUGUGUUUGCAUGGGAGACUGCUUUUUAAUAGGCAGAGAUGUUCAUGCAAAUUCCACAAGCAAACCAGAUGAUGAUCUACAAAUCUUGAUUAUGACAUCAUUGAAAACUAAAAUGGAGGAAUUAAAAUCCAUUGGAGAUGAUGUAAAGUUGAAGGUAAUAAAGUUAAGAGAAGAGGAAGGUAUGAAGCCAAGCAAAGCAGUUCAAGAUUGGUUAAUAAGAUUGGAUGCAACACAAAAACAGGUUUAUGAGAUUUUUCCAGAAUUUGAUGAUAAAAUGGAUCAUAAGAUAAGUCCAAUAAGUAUCAGUAGAAGUGAAGCAGCUUCAAAGCUUAAGAAAAAGUUGACUAAAUUGAUGAAUGAGUUUAAUGAUAUGAAAAGGAAAGGUGAAUUUCCACUGCUGGCUAAUUGAGCAGGGGGAUCAUAGACAAGCGUAGCAGGUCCUGGAGCUUCUUUUGCAUUGUAUUGCAUUUGGGAAGAGUGAUGAGAACGAAGCAUACCCUGUGUCAUACCACUAUCUUUCGAUUUUGUAGUUUUUGUUAUCUUUUGUAAACCUUGGUUGUAUAUGUUUUGUUAUGAGGCCUUGCGUCCUCCCUUGUAUAUUUGUAUUUCCGCUGCGUAGUUUAUAACUCUGUAUGGUUUUAAGGAGUUAAGUCUUUUUAAAACACAAACGUCGACACUGGAACCACGAUCCAUGCUUGGCAUGUUGAUUUGAGAAGCCGGCGACGAAUUAUUCCGCCGUGACAUAGCUUUGAUAGGCCGUUGGUGCCUUUACUUUAUUAGUUUCUGAAUUAACUUUUGUUUUUCUACAAAGGCGCACAGUUUUAAGGCAGA